Messenger RNA from Podospora pseudocomata, 939 nucleotides. RefSeq lists its product as uncharacterized. The transcript has a single exon. NCBI's taxonomy places the organism in Eukaryota, Fungi, Ascomycota, Sordariomycetes, Sordariales, Podosporaceae. The record is from RefSeq and is a predicted model, not a curated record. The coding region runs from base 1 to 939 and encodes 312 amino acids.
AUGGUCUACGAGACAGGUUUGGAACACUUCCAGACGCUUAUCUGCCAGGACCAGGACCAAAACUAUGAAGGAAACUCAGAUCCCACCAUGAUCAGCUGUGCUGGUCGCGCAUUUCAUCAACUUAACCUCACCCUUGGCCAUAUCAAGUCCAAAAGGAUGGCUGGCCGAAUAGGCUCUGCCUUUGCCCGGGGGCAACGCUUUUCACCGCCGGACCCUCGCGAAGCCUCCGUAGGGACGCAUGUAUCGUGGAGUAUUCUUAACAAGAACGCCGAACAACAAGAGUCCCCCGAAGGAUAUCAGCGUCCCGAAAGACUCGAGCUCGGGUCAAUGAGUAACGUCAUUGCCGUGAUCAUCCCAUGGGUCUUGACUCUUCCGUCAGUGUCAGACAGCUUGAACAGACUCCUGCGCGGUAUAGCAGAGCGUGAUUUAUUUCUCAAGGGCAGCGCCAACCAGACAAUCGAGCUACAGCCCCAUCCGAAAUACUUUGCAUUUUACUGUCUCAACACCGAAGAGUACCGGACAUUACAGUACUCGCGUGGGCCUGAAGAGUCUCGGUCGCUUUCUAAUUCACCCAUCACCAGAAACGGCUUGGUGAGCGGCAAAGCCGUGGGCAAUAUUGGUCGUGCAAGCAGCUUUGCGUUCGACUUGGCUACUUCCCGACCCCCGAAGCCAUUUCGAACGCCAUUCUUAUUUGGCAAGUCAGAAAAGAGUCACCUAGAGGUUGUCAAGAAAAACCAGUCAGCGCUCGAUUCAGCCAACAACGAGAUGAAAACGUGGGUCUUGGAGGAGAAGGGUGUCAUGGUUCAAUGCAGGUUGUACGUAUCAGCUGUUGUUGCCCUUAGUGCCUCCUUGGUUAUUGGUGGAAUCUCAAUCGACAUCACAGUUGGCGACAGGAUUCCUGGAGUAGACCCCUUCAGGUCCCAUAAGCAUAGAGGUUGA